CCAAGGUAGGUUGCCUAGUGAUCCUGAGGAAGCUGAUGUGUUAUUCCUUCUCUGCAUCGAAGGAUCAGGAAGUUUGUGCUCUCUGCUUGGCUGAGAAGUUUUUCACCUACUAGGACGGGGGUGGGGUGGGGGAACAGGUGUUCUCCUAAAACAGAGUACAAGCUGCAGCCUGCGUCCACCCGUAACCCAGGAGUAACAUCAGAAACAGGUAAGAAUGACCACUUUAACUCAUCGAGCCCGUCGAACUGAAGUAAGCAAGAACUCUGAAAAGAAGAUGGAAAGUGAGGAAGACACUAAUCAGGAAAGGAGUCCAGACGAUGAAGACUCUGGAGACUCUAAGGAUAUACGCCUCACCCUUAUGGAAGAAGUAUUGCUCCUGGGACUAAAAGAUAAAGAGGGUUACACAUCUUUCUGGAAUGACUGCAUAUCAUCUGGCCUACGAGGGGGCAUCCUGAUAGAGCUGGCUAUGCGGGGUCGAAUCUGUCUUGAACCCCCCACCAUGCGUAAGAAGCGACUAUUAGACAGAAAGGUACUGCUAAAGUCAGACAGCCCAACAGGUGACGUUUUACUGGAUGAAACUCUCAAACACAUCAAAGCAACUGAACCCACAGAAACUGUCCAAACAUGGAUAGAGCUGCUCACUGGUGAGACCUGGAACCCCUUCAAAUUACAGUACCAGCUAAGAAAUGUACGAGAGCGAAUUGCAAAGAACCUGGUAGAGAAGGGUAUUCUAACCACUGAGAAGCAGAAUUUCCUACUAUUUGACAUGACUACUCAUCCAGUGACCAAUAUAACAGAGAAACAGCGACUAGUGAAAAAACUUCAAGAUAGUGUACUAGAGCGGUGGGUAAAUGACCCUCAGCGUAUGGACAAGCGAACACUAGCACUCCUGGUGCUAGCCCACUCCUCUGAUGUGUUAGAGAAUGUCUUCUCCUCUCUGACAGAUGACAGAUAUGAUAUAGCAAUGAAUCGAGCCAAGGACCUAGUAGAACUGGACCCUGAAGUGGAGGGGACAAAGCACAGUGCCACAGAGAUGAUCUGGGCUGUGCUGGCAGCCUUCAAUAAAUCCUAAAGUCAGCAGGUUGGUUUCUCCUUUUCCCCUGCUGACUGGUGACUGUCAGAGACCCCAUCGCUGAGUUUUGUGUGAUGAUAUGUUUCAUCAUUUUUUCUCUUGAAUCAGGCUCCUGAUUUAGGGAGAGCAUCUUCAGGGCUUCUCCAUAGACAUUGAAAUCAACCAGAUUUGAUUUCUCCCUUUACUUCCACUCCAUAGGGGAAUAAACUCGGUGAACCCACACACAUCCAAUAAACAUAUUCUCCCAUUUCUUGGUUUAGUUUCAUCCAUUGUGCUUUUGGAUAAACAAGAAUAUCUAAGUGUAAUCUGGAGUUCUCCAGCCACAGAAUGUGAAUGAGGUGAAGAGCAAACCAUUUAUUAUAUUUUUCUAAGUUUGUUUUCUAUCUUAAAUAUAUGUUUUCACAGCUUUUUGCUCUGCUAAAUAUUGUAGCUUAUUGAAAUAACUGUCUCUUUGAAUAAGGGGCAAUGGAAACAAAACUAAUUUUUGGAAUGGAAGGUCUCUAGUGUCCUGCUAGUGAUUUUCUCAUCUUUCCUUUUCUAACCUAAUGAGAAUGUCCUAAAUUUGAUUACUUGUAUCUCACGAUCCUAGAGCCAGAAAUACAUUCUGUACUCCCUCUUAGCAUUAUCCUGCUCCUUCAUUUAUUAGGACAAAAGUGUAAAUGAAAAAGUGUGUCUCUCAACCACCUCCUUCAUGCAAUCAGCAUUAGAAUUUAUAAGAGAGGAACAGGGGAGGUGGCAUGAAAAUUUCCAUGUUUUAGCACAUGACCGUCCUGUUUCCUCCAGACUACUUUAAAUGUUUCUGCUCUGAUUGAAUGGAGGAAAUCGUAAGUUUCAAUUGCUGAAUAUCAGUAUAUAUGUGAACUCCAGAUCAUCUUGUUCCGUAUUUUUGGCUUCCUACACAAAUUGAUAAAUUGUCUUUAUUUAAGGGUUCUGGGAAUAGUUUUGUCUAUAUUUAAUCCACAGAUACUCCCCUAGUCAUCAGUCUUGUCUCAAAAAAAUAAAACCAUCUUUCUGGCCAAAUCUCUAAAACAUUUUACAUGUCAGUAGUUAGGGCAAGAAGCUUUAUUAAGAAAGAUCCUGUUUAAAUUCGAGGUUACAGUGAGCUGUGAUUGAGCCACAGCACUCCAGCCUAGGCAACAGAGUGAGACCCUGUCUCUAAAAAAAUAGAAGGAAAGAUCCUAUUUAGACAGCUAAUUUGGAAUUUGGUAUCAAAAGCAUGCUGAUAUAAAGUCUAGUAUUUAAGGAUAUAAAGAGGACAGGCACUGAAUUGUGCUAAUGUCAAGCAUUUAAUACAUUAAUUGGAUACUGUCUCUUGACCAUUACAGACAAACAGGCAGUCAAAGAGCUAAUACAGAUGUCCCAGACUGGACAUCAAGUCCUCCUGAUCAGAGUAAUUAUUCAUUUAUCCCCUCUGCCAAACCUACUUAGCCCAACAAAAAUUCCCUAGUUCAGUUAACAUUUUUUUCCACUUCAUUUAUCUCUUAGGUAAAUAGAGAUAUAAACUGUAAUGUAAAACAAAUUCUAAAUAUGAGGCUGAAUAGAGCUUCAGUCUAGCUCUCUUCAAAGUACAGAAGCCAGUCCAUGUGUUUUCUCUAUCUGACUUAGCUUUUCUUUCCAUUUGAACAAUUCAGGAUGAAUUGAAACCAGGUUUCCUGUGGAAAGUUUUAGCUUGAUUGGAGGAUAGAAGUUGAGUUGAGUUCUUUCUUGCAACUCUAAGUCAGUGUAUAUUUUUAUACUAAUAUUAUAUCUCAAUAAGAUGAGGAGGUCUUCAGUUUGAAUCUACGUAAUGUUCACUGCCAAACACUUUCUCAUUUAAUGCAUACAGCCUUCACAUUUCUGUAUAAUAAAAAUCUAUUACUGGC
Molecule: messenger RNA, 2934 nt
Organism: Lemur catta (Ring-tailed lemur)
Lineage: Eukaryota; Metazoa; Chordata; Mammalia; Primates; Lemuridae
Gene: GOLPH3L
Product: golgi phosphoprotein 3 like
Exons: 5
Coding region: 215-1072 (285 amino acids)
Biological process (GO): Golgi to plasma membrane protein transport; Golgi organization; Golgi vesicle budding
Cellular component (GO): cytosol; trans-Golgi network; Golgi cisterna
Molecular function (GO): phosphatidylinositol-4-phosphate binding
Source: RefSeq, a predicted model, not a curated record